Molecule: messenger RNA, 948 nt
Organism: Phyllostomus hastatus (greater spear-nosed bat)
Lineage: Eukaryota; Metazoa; Chordata; Mammalia; Chiroptera; Phyllostomidae
Product: olfactory receptor 8J2-like
Exons: 1
Coding region: 1-948 (315 amino acids)
Biological process (GO): sensory perception of smell; G protein-coupled receptor signaling pathway
Cellular component (GO): membrane
Molecular function (GO): odorant binding; G protein-coupled receptor activity; olfactory receptor activity
Source: RefSeq, a predicted model, not a curated record
AUGGCACCAGGGAAUCUCUCGCAGGUGACCGAGUUCAUUCUCAUGGGCAUUUCAGACAGCCCAGAGCUCCAGAUCCCACUCUUCUUUGUUUUCCUGGUCAUCUAUGGGCUGACCGUGGCAUGGAACCUGGGCAUCAUCACCCUCACCAGUGUCGACUCUCGACUUCAGACCCCCAUGUACUUUUUCCUCCGGCACUUGGCCGUGGUCAAUCUUGGCAACUCUACUGUCAUUGCCCCUAAAAUGCUGGUUAACUUCUUGGUUUCCAAGAAAACCAUCUCCUACUAUGGGUGUGCAGUGCAACUGGGUGAAUUCAUACUUUUUGUUGUGGCUGAGAUUUUCACACUUGCUGCAAUGGCCUAUGACCGCUAUGUGGCCGUGUGCAACCCCCUGCAUUACAUGGUGGUGGUGUCUCCACAGGUCUGCCUUCUGCUGGUGUUCCUUAUACACUUCUGCAGCCUGACCACAGCACUGACUGUCUCUUCUUGUGUGUUCUCUGUGUCCUACUGCUCUUCCAAUGUGAUCAACCAUUUUUACUGUGAUAUUAUUCCUUUAUUAGCAUUGUCAUGUUCUGAUACCUAUGUUCCAGAAACUGUUGUGUUUACCUUUUCAGUAAUCAAUUUGUUUUUCUCUAUGAUCAUUGUUCUGAUAUCCUACUUUAACAUCAUCCUUGCCAUCUUGAGGAUCCGUUCCUCUGAGGGGCGACACAAAGCCUUUUCCACCUGUGCUUCUCACUUGAUGGCUGUCACUGUGUUCUAUGGGACUCUUCUCUUCAUGUAUUUGCAGCCAAGGACCAACCACUCACUAGAUACUGAUAAAAUGGCCUCAGUCUUCUAUACUCUCGUGAUACCAAUGCUCAAUCCCAUCAUUUACAGCCUAAGGAACAAGGAUGGGAAGGACGCAUUGAAGAGGUUCCUGCAUAACCCAUUUCAAUCACUCAGACUAACAUAA